Molecule: messenger RNA, 3930 nt
Organism: Lotus japonicus
Lineage: Eukaryota; Viridiplantae; Streptophyta; Magnoliopsida; Fabales; Fabaceae
Exons: 3
Coding region: 1-3930 (1309 amino acids)
Molecular function (GO): RNA-DNA hybrid ribonuclease activity; nucleic acid binding
Source: RefSeq, a predicted model, not a curated record
AUGGACAACGAGCUAGCUAUUUUGUCCUGGAACAUACGUGGGGCGGCGAAUGCCGGGGCGAAGCGGUAUCUACGUGAGCUCUUGCAGCAGUUCAGACCUUCAUUACUUUUCAUAAUGGAGACUCAUGUUCAGUUUGAUAGAGUUAAAAAGUUUUGGGAGAAUUUGGGUUUUUUACCAGUGAAUAUUGUGGAAGCUCAUGGACACUCAGGUGGAUUAUGGUGUCUUGCCCUUUCACACAUUUUACCUUGUAUUCAUGUGGUAGAUGUGUUUGAGCAGGCUAUUACUGUGGAGGUGCGGGUGUCUCAAAGCCCGUGGAUUUGUACGGGUGUUUAUGCUAGCCCUAUCCCUGCAUCUCGGGUUGCGUGUUGGAGGUAUCUGGCAACACUUCGCCAGCGGAUUAAUUAUCCGUGGAUGAUAAUAGGAGAUUUUAAUGAUUCUCUGCUCAGUUCUGAUCAGCGGGGAGGGGUUUUCUCUCAUGCAAGGGCGAACCUUUUUGCUGAUAUGCUCCAGGAUUGUGGUCUCAUUCCCCUUCACACUAUUGGGCUUCGUUUUUCCUGGGUGCGACGUCGUGGUGGCGUGCCCGUUAUGCAUAAGAAGCUGGAUUGGUGCCUAGGAGACUCAGAUUGGAACUUCAGAUUCCCGGAUGCUUUAGCUGAGAACCUUACUCGGGUUCAUUCAGAUCACUCCCCGGUUCUUGUUAGGUGUGGUGGUUCCCCGCCAUUCCGUGGUUCGAGGCCGUUUCGCUUUGAGGCAGCAUGGCUUUCCCAUGCGGACUACGAGCAGGUGGUGGCUUCAGCCUGGUCCCCGCAAGAGACACUCCCCGGGAACUUGCAUUUGGUCCAGGAGCGUUCUAUGGUGUUUAAUAAGGACGUGUUUGGCGACAUUAGGAGACGGAAGCGUACCUUGCAUGCACGAAUUCGGGGAAUUCAAUUGAGACUUGAUACGGUGGACUCUGCUGCCCUUUCUCUGUUACAUGAUAAGCUUCAGAUUGAGCUUCAUCAUACCCUUGCUCAGGAAGAGCUGUUGUGGUUUCAGAAAUCUAGGGAGCAAGAAGCGCUGUUGGGGGGGCGUAAUACACGGUAUUUCCACACUAAAACUAUCGUUCGCCGAAGACGGAAUAAGAUCAUUUCUCUUACUCUACUGUCUGGUGAGGUGUGCACGGAUGAGCAAACCUUGCAAGUUGAGGCGUUGCGGUUUUUUAAAGGAUUGUUUUACUCUCCUUUGGCGUCUAGGCCACUACAGGAAGGGAAAUACUUCUGCCCCAGUUUGUCCCAUGAGCAUGUGUCCCAGCUUUCAGCGGAGGUGUCACCUCAGGAGGUGUGGAGGGCGGUUUCUACCAUGGGGUCUUUCAAGGCCCCUGGCCCUGAUGGUUUCCAGGCAAUUUUCUUUAAAUCUUGCUGGCAUAUUGUUGGAGAGAGUGUCUAUGCAGUUGUCAGGGAUGCUUUCAUUAUUGGCACGUUUGAUAGAGCUCUCUCUGAUACGCUUGUUGCGUUAAUUCCGAAGGUGGAUGUGCCUGCAUCUUUUCGUGAGUUGCGGCCAAUUAGCUUGUGUAAUGUGAUGUAUAAGCUGAUCACUAAGGUCUUGGUUCUUCGCCUUAGGCCAUGCUUGCAGGAAAUUGUGGGGCCUCUUCAAAGUAGCUUCAUUGCGGGGCGGGGAACUUCUGAUAAUGCUAUUAUUUUGCAGGAGGUAGCUUACUUCAUGAUGAAUAAGAAGCGAAGGAGCAGGAAUGUUAUCUUCAAGUUGGACUUGGAGAAAGCAUAUGAUCAAGUAAGCUGGCAGUUCUUGGAAAAAACCCUGGUGGAGUUUGGCUUCCCGUCGUCCAUUGUUGCUUUGAUUAUGUAUUGUGUCACAUCCUCUUCUAUUUCGCUUCUCUGGAAUGGGAAUCGUUUACCGGCGUUCAGUGCUACUAGGGGCCUUCGUCAGGGUGAUCCUCUUUCACUGUAUCUAUUUGUGCUUUGUAUGGAGCGGCUUGCUCAUAUGAUUAAUCAUGAGGCAGAAGUGGCUCAGGUGCGGAAUAUUUAUCGGGUUUUAAAGGACUUCUGUGGUGCUUCUGGACUUAAGAUUAACCUUUCAAAGUCCAAAGCCAUGGCUUCUUGGUGUGUGGAUGGAGCUGUUAAAGAUCGGAUUGCUGCCAUCACUUCCAUCCCUUUCACGAAUAAUAUUGGAAAGUACCUUGGCUUCCCCAUCCAUAUUGGUCGGGUUCGGAAGGAGGAUUUCAGUUUUAUUGUUGACCGUGUAUCUGCCCGCUUAGCAACUUGGAAGGCUAGCUUGUUGAACAAACCAGCGAGAGUUACCCUUGCCAAAUCUGUCUUGUCCGCCAUCCCGGUGUAUGUCAUGCAAUUGAAUUGGCUUCCUCAAUCGGUGUGUGAUCAGUUGGAUAUGGUGGUUCGAAGGUUUAUUUGGGGAAAUGCUCACUCGAAGGGUAUCCCCUUGGUAGCCUGGGAUAAGGUGGCUCGGCCAAAGAAAUAUGGUGGCUUAGGGUUGAGGAGUGCGAGAUUGAAUAAUGUGGCCAUGUUGGGUAAACAACUUUGGGGUUUGGUUCAACAGGAUGGGAAAUUUUGGGUGAGGGUGGUACGCGGCCAGCAUGUGGCAGGGGGGGAGGUUCUGUCUUGCGCUGCUAGCGCCGAUUCUUAUUUUUGGCGUUCCAUUAUUAAGGCACGUGACAUGCUUAAGGGAGGGUUUCAGGUUCGUUUCGGUGAUGGCAGCUCUUCUUUCUGGUAUUCCUGCUGGACACCCUUUGGUUUAUUGUGUGACAUAGUUCCAGUGGUUGACAUUCAUGACAUAGACUUGACUGUGAGGGAUGUCUUUUCUGAAGGAUCCUUCAACUCCUCCUUGUUGUACACCGAGUUGCCACCUGAGGUUAAUCAGUUCUUGUUCACUUUCAAGCAUGUUUUCUUUGAUUCCGGGACUCGGGAUUGCUUGAUAUGGGCUCAUAAUAUGAAUGGGAAUUACACAGUUAAAGAUGGGUUCCAAUGGCUGCUGCAUCAGGAGGAGGUUGACGUUGAUUCAGGUCCCGUUGGUGGUUUAUGGAAUGUGGUUUGGAAGGUGAAUGCUCCAGAAAAUAUUCGUGUCUUCCUCUGGCUGGUCUUACAUGAUGCAUUGCCCACCCGCUGCCUUCUGUUACGCCGUUCAUUGGCUACGUCCGCUUUGUGCCCUAGGUGUGGAGUUGGGGACGAAUCGAUUUUGCACUGUCUUCGUGACUGUGCGGAUGCAAGACGCGUUUGGCGUGGCACCGGUUUCAUUCUCCCUCAAGCAUUUUAUGCAGUCCAGAAUUUUGGGGAGGUGAUUUGGAAGGAGCGCUGUCGUUUCGUUUUCGCGUCCCAGCACCUAGUGGUCCACAAGGUUGUUCGUGAGGCACGGGAGCUGUGGUUACUCAUUGCUGAUACGUAUCACCGUGGAGCUACUUCGCCGGCGGUUCGCUGGGUUCGCUGGCAGCCCCCUAGGGAGAAUUUUGUUGCUCUCAACACCGAUGGCAGUUCGCUGGGGAAUCCGGGUGCUGCGGGGAUUGGUGGUGUCGUGCGAUCUGAGCAUGGGAACUGGCUCUUGGGUUAUGCGGGUUCUAUUGGUGAGGCAGAUAGUUUGCUUGCGGAAUUAGUGUCCAUUCUUCGUGGGUUGGAAGUCUGCUGGGACCAUGGGUAUAGGCAGGUGGAUUUGUUUUCAGAUUCUCUGCUCGCUUUGGGUUUGAUUAUGGAUCUGCAUCCUGUCUUUCACCGCUAUGCUGCGAUUAUUGGGCGGAUUAAGACGUUACUUCAGCGGUCGUGGCAGGUUCGGUGUCAGCAUAUUCUUCGCGAGGGAAAUUCGGUGGCGGAUUUCUUAGCUAAGUAUGGUGCAUCUGCGCAGUCGGCGUUUUUGGUUUGGGCUUCUCCCCUGCAGAGUCUUGUGCCUAUGUUGAGGGCGGAUCAAGUGGGAACAGAGUUCAUGAGAAUUUAG